AGUUUGAACGAUGAUUUCGCCGUGAUUUAUACCCGCCCCCAUACCCAUCCUUCGUCUUCCAUCCUUUCUUUCUGUCCACAUUUCUCCUUUCUUUCUCUUUUGUUUCUGUUCCUUUCGCUUUCCAUUUCUAAUUUCUUUCUUUCUUUCUUUAAUCCCUCCCCUCAAUCAAGGGGGAGAAAGAGAAAGGAAACAGAAUCCCAUUUCUUGUGGAAGCUUUUAAUUCUUCUUCUCCCUCUUGGAAGUCCGGUGAUUUUUCCGACGACUUCCAUGACGGAGAAAUUGCUUUCCUUCCCUCUUUGACUCUCUCUCACUUUCUUUCGUGCCCAUGUGUUGGGGUACGUUCCCAAUGAUGAUGAUUAUUGGGGCUGACCGUGGUUUGUUGGCUUUAAUUUUGAGGAAGAAGAGAAGUUGAGAGUUGAGACAGGUCGUAAGGCAUUGUACUUGUUCAUCCACCACCUGCAUUCUUCCAUGGCUGACAGCUCAGAGUUUUGAUGUAUCCUAUUCCUCUACAACCCCCAACUCCCUCCCCCAGGUAAAAAAAAAAACCUUUUCCAUUUCAGGAGGGGGGUUCCAAAUUCCAAAUUUAGCUAGUUUUUAUUCAUCUACGAAACCCAGUUCCCAAACUUUGGACUGAUUGAUUGAGGGAGAGUUUCAGGAGUUUUCCUGAAAUCUCAAACAUCCAUUCUCAUUUUCCCCAUAGUUAUUAUAAUACUUCUCUCCUCCUCCUCCUCCUUCCUCUAAAUUAAGCAUUUAUAUCGGAGAGUUGGAACUCCAAUAAAAAGCGGUUGAUGAAUUGGAUGAAACUUACAGCUCAUUCACGGUAGAAUGUUCCUCAUACCUACUCUCCGAUCUCAUCUCCGUAUAAAACCCUUUAAUUAAUCCCCUUUCCCUCAUUUUUAGCAGUUGUUUACCCCCAUCAAUUCUCUCUCUGUCCUAGAGUACUUCCUUCUUAUUCUAUCCUCCUCCUCUUUCUUUCGGAAUCUAUCCGUCUCUUCAAUAAUGGGUUGUGCGAGUUCCAAGCAAUCGAGAUGCCGCCACUGCGGGAAGAACCCAUCUGCUCUCUCUCGCAGCAAUUCAGUACCGGUACACCUUCCCGUCCCUGUCUCCGCCUCCGUCUCUGUCUCCGCCCCUGUCCCAGUCCCCAAACCGGCGCCGGGCAAAUGCGACGGCAAUCAAAUCGUCGCCUUCACCUCCUACACAUUGGGUUCUCUUAGGCUUGAUUCUCCUCUUCACAAUAAUCAACCUGACCAUUAUCACUGCUUCACCGAUGGUGGUAUCCCUCUUGACAAUGACGACGACCAUGAAGGGCACUUCUAUUACGAUUGCGAAAAAGAGAAUAGGCAGAGAAAUAAUUCCGGCAACCAUGACAGCAACAAGAGCAAGGAGGAAUUCUCCAGGGAGAUUCGAUUGGCAAAGACGUGGUCGGACAUGAUCAAAGAGAAGAUCCCCAAGGUCGUUCCCAAGACCCCAAUUAGAACUCCGCCAGGCGAACCAGAGACCAUCAAUACGUGGGAAUUAAUGGAAGACCUAGAAGACAGCAGCAGCCCAUUCCGCCUUUCCGAUCCUGCCGACCCCAACCGCUGCUUCUCCUUUCACACCCUCCCCGAUUCGAUACCCUCCGACCCCUUAAAUCCCAAAUUAGAGCAGGGAAACGGCGACGAAACGCCCAUUCCGCAAUGGCUUCAGAUUUCCAACAGCGAUCCCGAUCCCAAUGCCAAGCCCAGUCUCUCAGAUUUUGAUCCGGAGAUCAUAUCCACGUUCAGAAAGGCGCUGGAAGAUAUAUCCCCGACGAACACCUCUCUUCUCCGGUCACCGGAACCCGAGAAGAUUGCCUCGCCUAUCAAUAACCGGUGGUUGUCGAUCCUAUCUUCGAAGACAGAGGAGACGGACAAGAAGAAGACCUCAAACGGUUUGAUGACAAGUGGGUGUGAGUGCCCGCCAGGUGGAGAGGACAAGGUGGUGAUUUACUUUACGAGCCUGAGAGGGGUGAGGAAGACGUACGAGGACUGCUGCAAUGUAAGGGUGAUCAUUAAAGGGUUGGGCGUUCAAGUGGACGAGAGGGACGUUUCGAUGCAUUACGCGUUCAGGGAGGAGCUGAAGGAGUUAGUAGGAAAUGGGUUCAGAGGUGGGUUGCCCAGGGUGUUCGUGAGGGAAAGGUACAUUGGUGGUUUUGAUGAGAUAAAGCAGUUGCACGAAGACGGAGGUCUCGAGAAGCUUAUCCAGGGCUGCCGAAAGGUGGAUGAUGGAGGUGGCGGCGGCAGCGAUGGUAGUGUAUGUGGGGUAUGCGAGGCUUGUGGGGAUAUAAGGUUUGUGCCAUGCGGGAGGUGCUCGGGGAGCUGUAAGAUCUAUUACGAAGGUGGGGAAGGGGAGGAAGAGGAAGAGGAAGAGGAAGAGGAGGAGGAAUUUGGAUUUGUACGGUGCCCAGAUUGCAAUGAGAAUGGGAUCGUUCGCUGCCCCAUCUGUUGUUGAUAGUACCCUGUCAGUCGUCAGAGAGGUACAGAGUCGAGAACUACUUGUUCCAUUUCAAUUGCAGGCUUGAAGCCCAUGACCGAUUCUCUCUCUGUCUCUCUCUCCUCCCCUCUUCUGUUCUUCUCUCUUUUUGUUUAUUGGUUUCCUCUCUAUUUUUGUAUUUACUUUACUCAUUAUUGUACAGUGAGAGAAGUUUUGAUAUUGUUACAUAAGAAAUAAGAAGGAAGAAAAUGGAGAUACUCUUGUUAUUAAGGAGAGAGAGAGAGAGAGAGAGAGAGAGAGAGAGAGAGUAUCAUGAAAAGAAUAAAAUUGUGGAUAGGUGUGGAUUUUGUUGAUUGAUAAAUCAUAUUUUCCCCAA
This is a messenger RNA of Macadamia integrifolia, 2827 nucleotides long. RefSeq lists its product as uncharacterized. The transcript has a single exon. The record is from RefSeq and is a predicted model, not a curated record. NCBI's taxonomy places the organism in Eukaryota, Viridiplantae, Streptophyta, Magnoliopsida, Proteales, Proteaceae. Bases 1000 to 2469 code for a protein of 489 amino acids.